Didymella exigua CBS 183.55 is the source of this 4074-nucleotide messenger RNA. RefSeq lists its product as uncharacterized. Gene Ontology annotation, molecular function: protein binding. Bases 426 to 3869 code for a protein of 1147 amino acids. The transcript is spliced from 2 exons. NCBI's taxonomy places the organism in Eukaryota, Fungi, Ascomycota, Dothideomycetes, Pleosporales, Didymellaceae. The record is from RefSeq and is a predicted model, not a curated record.
AGUACCAGUCGUACUCUCAAGCCCGUCAUGCACAGAAUCUGGCGCCGCCACCCCGCUACCGGUAGCUGCCAGGCGGCUCCAUGUGGAGAUGCCCUGCAGGCCAAGCGUGCUGCGCCGCUGAGGGAGCCGGCCCGCUUGUGCAUCUUCGCAUCUUGACAUGUUCACAUUUUCACGUCUUCACAUCUUGACAUCUUCACGCCUUCACGUCUUCCGUCUUCACACUUCCGUCUUCACAUCUUCGCGUCCUCCGUCUUCACAUCCCCGCGUCCUCCGUCUUCACAUCUUCGCGUCCUCCGUCUUCACAUCUCCACAUCCACGUCUUCACAUCUCCACGUCCACGUCUCCACGUCUUCCCGUCUGCAACCCACAACGCCCCCAGAGCCGACAGACGAGCGACUGCUGUCGCAUGUUGUAGAGACGCCGGCAUGUUCUCCGACCCUGCCGCGUCGCUGUACUGGCCGCCGGACGUGGCGCGCUACGACAUGGAGACGCUGCUGUUCUCGUCGUCCGGCUGGCUGCGCACCACCUGCAUCGUGCUCGCGCUCUUCUGGGUCGCCGUCCGCGCCUACCAGGUCCUCUCGCAGCCCGUCGAGACACUUGUGCACGUGCUCGGCCUCGAGGUCCCCGUCGCGCCGCUCGUCUCGCUCGCCGGCAUCAAGGCCGACGGCGUGCUGCUGCACUGGAAGUCGCCCGAGCGCGCCUCGGUGCUGCGGUACGUGAUCCGCAUCAACGGCAUCGACGUCGGCCAUGUCGCCCCGCACGACACGUCGGCCACCAUUGAGAACCUGCAGCCGGCCCGCCACUACACCAUCCGCGUCGUCACCUUCAACUCGUCCAACUUCCAGGCCCCCAGCGCGCCCAUCCGCCUGCGCACGCUGCCCGCCGACUCGGACCAGCACUAUGCCGCCGCCCCGCCCGCCGCCCACGGCCCUGCCACCGACGACGACGACGCCAACCCGCCCCCCGUGGUCCGCCCGAACAAGUCGCUCGCCGACGUCGCCACGCCGUUUGCUGCGCCGCUCAUGAGCCGCGAGCACAGCAACAGCACGGCCCGCCAGAGGCCGGGCAUCGCGCGCCGAUCGUCGCCCGCCUCGCAGACGGCAGACGACGCGCGCGCCGCGACCGACUCGAGCGAUUCCAUCCGCGCCCUGACGGAGAAGCUGGACGCGCUGCGCCGCGACCUCGACGACAUGGACCGCCAGAUCCAGGACGAGGACCAGGACGCCGUCACCCAGCGGCUCGUCCUGGUCGACCGGCGGGACGAGAAGAAGGCGGCCCUGAAGGAGAAGGAGGACGCCAGCCGCGACCUGCGCAAGGAGGUCGCGACCCUCGAGCGCCAGAGCGCUGCCGCACAGACGCGCCGCACCCACCAGGAGAGACUCUUCCGCCAGAAGGAGGCCGAGCGGAAGAAGCUAAAGGACGACACGGCCAAGUGGUCCCGCGAGUCUGUCGAGCUCCGUGCGACUGCCGCCAAGAUGAGGGAAGAGCAGGAGGCGUACAAGGAGGCGUCGCAGAAGCGCAUCCAGGACGCCAAGGACAGGUACGAGGAGGAAACGCAGGCCAACAAGCUGCUCGAGGACGCCAUCCGCGAAAAGGGAAUCCAGAUCAAAGCCCUGGAGGAGGAGAGGAAGCAGCUCGAGGACGGCCAGGACGGCGGCGAAGCUCCGGAUGGCACCGACAACGCCGAGCGCGAAGAGGACAACCGCUGGAAGAUGACCCUGGGCCUGUUGCAGCAGCAGUACGCCCAGGCCUGGCAGCUGUUCACCGAGGCAGACCGCGCCAAUCAGGAAGCUACCAACAGGCUGCAGUACUUGCAGCAGCGCCGCCUGAGCCAGCCGCAGCUCUACGACGACCCAGCCGUGCCGCGAGUUGGCCCGGCCAGGGGGACCGGCCAGCGCCAGCGCCCUCUGAGCAUGCGCGAAGGCAUGCUCAGUGCUCCCGGCGGCUUCGUGCAGACGUCUUCGGCGCCCUUUAACAGCAUGACGGUGUCUUCCUCGCCGCCGUUUGCCUCUGUCACGCCCUACUUCAAUCCUGUAAACGGCAUGGCGCUGCCUCCCCGCGGCCACGGACACACCAUCUCCUUCUCGCAAAUGUCUCAGGCUGAUCUCGAGUCACUGACCGGCGGUGCACCGAUGAGUCCCACUGCCGGCGCACUGCUCCCGGCUGGUCUCUUUGGCGACGACCUAGGCCUGACCGACAGCGAACAUGACGAUCUCAUCGGCCCACCCAGACUGUACUCGCUCGAGCCCUCGCCGAACACGCGCAAUGUCCUCCCUGGGCUUGGCGCUCUCGGGCACGCCAACCCGCCCAGCGACCAGCACACGCCCGUCUCGCCGCCCGAGAGUCCGUCGCCCAGUGUCUUGGCCAGUCCGCGCGAGAGCGGCCCGCUCCAGUUCUUCCCGAAUCCCGAAAACAUUGACCCCGACAAGCGCUCGAUACAGUCGUCCUCGAGCUCGUUUAUGAACUCCCAGAGCAGGUUUGGCGGACUGUUUGGAUUGAACAGGCAGCGGGGCAAGACCAUUUCUGGCCAGGGCCCUGCGCUGGGCUCUCUGAAGCCUUCCCAGAGCCAGUCGCUGCCCCGGCAAGAGUUUGGCCUCGACGCUGUGGGCUCAUCGCGUCGCCGCGGCAGCACCGAGGGCGCCUGGUACGACUCGUUUAUCCGAACAAAGACCCAGCCCGCGGAAGCGUCGAGCAGUCCAAAAGCUCAUGUGCCGACGCGCAAGCGCACGUUCAACAUGUUUGGCACCAGGAACGACCCUUGGCUGACGUCCGUGCUAGGAACGGAGCGACCGUCCUCGCCCCGUCAGGGCUCCACCAAGUCGGGCGAGGGCAUGGUUCUGCCUCGUCCCUCUACCGAGAGUCAGACGAGGUUCGGCUGGGGCGUCGACGCGUUUGGCGCCAGAAGCAGUCCGCUUGGCGUCGACUGGAGCGUCAACAACACAAACACCUCGUCGUGGUCGAGGAUGCCAUCGCGCCGCCCCUCUGUGCAGCACGGCUCGACCACGAACCUGGCCGUGAAUGAAGACUCGAUGCACGACGACAUCCUGGACUUUCCCUCCAACGUUCGCUCGCCCAUGCAGGCGCCGAUUGGCACACGGCCACAGUCGUCUGCAUCCCACAUGCCCCGAGACAUUCCCCCCCUGCCAGGAACGCCGCCCACCGCGCUCAAUCCGGCGGCAGCGGCCUUUACCCUGACGCUCGGGCUCGGUAAGAAGUCGGAGGAGGAGAAAGCGAAGCGCGCCGCGGAGAAGGAAGCCAAGCGCGCGGAAAAGGCCGAGAAGAAGGAGAAGACCAAGGCGGAGAGGUGCAAGGGCAAAGAAAAGGAGAAGCAAGUCGCCUUCGACCCCUCCGCCGACGGCAGCCACCCCGCGUCUCCGCACGAGCCCUUCCCCCGCCCAUCCCGCGACACGCCGUCCAUCAUCUCCACCGCCGACGCCUCGGAAGCUUCGCCGCGCGAAUCCCUCGAGCGCAGCGUCUCCCAGGCCACGUCGGACCACACGGGCUCCGUCGGCAAGGAGUCGUUCAUGCAGAAGCUCACGCGCAAGGGCAGCACGUCGCAGUUCCUCUCGUUUGGCAAGAAGAACCCGCUGUUCGCCAAAAAGGGCGAGGUGCCCGGCACGCCCGACGCGGCGGACGAGCUCGACGGCUCCAGCGGCUUCUUCGGCAAGAGCGUCGAUGGCAGCAACCACAACUCCCCGAGUCUGGGCACGCCCAAGGACAAGGGCGGCCUGCUGGGCUGGGGCAGCAUCAAGCGCAUUGGCAGGAAGGACAAGACGCCGAGUCUGCACGAGAGCAUUGCCAGCGAGGCCACGGGCGACGAGGACGUGGCUGAUGAGGGGCAUGUGGAGGGGCUGGGGCUGAAGGCGUGAUGAGUAUAUAUCCCUGUAAUCAACUCGUAUCGUUUGUGUGCAUCCUGCUCCCUGUCGCCUGGAUGCGUGAAGAGUGAGCAGUAGGUUGAGGCCAAGUGCGGUGCGCGACAAGCCGGGCACAUUGUUUGGCGACAAGCCGGGCACAUUGUUUGGCGACAAGCCGGGCACAUUAUUUGGCGACAAGCCGGGCACAUUAUUUGGAGAC